This is a messenger RNA of Archocentrus centrarchus (flier cichlid), 612 nucleotides long. RefSeq names its product ladderlectin-like. NCBI's taxonomy places the organism in Eukaryota, Metazoa, Chordata, Actinopteri, Cichliformes, Cichlidae. The record is from RefSeq and is a predicted model, not a curated record. The transcript is spliced from 5 exons. Bases 1 to 486 code for a protein of 161 amino acids.
AUGAAGCUGCUGGCUGUGUCUCCACUUCUCUGGGCAAUGAUGGCUCUGACCACUGCUGCCAGUGAGUAUAAAGCUAUAUUAAACUUCCAAUCCUGUCCUCCUGGUUGGACUCAGUACUGCAACCGAUGUUUCUACUAUGUUUCCCAAACCAUGAUUUGGGGUGAUGCUCAGAGAAACUGUCAGUCCAUGAAGGCAAACCUUGCAUCUGUGCACAGCCUCGAGGAGUACCAGGUGAUUCAGAAGGUGAUAUCUGAUGCCAGUAAAGCAAGUGGCCGAACAUGGAUUGGUGGUACUGAUGGUCAAAAGGAGGGUUAUUGGUUUUGGAUUGAUGGGACACGUCUCACAUACACAAACUGGUGUCUGGGAGAGCCUAACAACGUUUCUGGCAAAGAGAGCUGCAUGGAGAUGAAUUUUUCAGGAAAGAAGUGUAUGAAUGAUGAGAGCUGUUCCAGCAGAUUCCCAUCUGUCUGUGUUGGGAGAAUCUGAUGAUUCCUGGGCUGACAUGAAGGCAUGGACACCUAACAAAGAAGCAAAUAUUCUCAUAUAUCACCCAAAAUAUCUGUUUUUACAUCUUUAUUUCUUUUCUUUAGCUGUAACACUGCAUAAGGAGUC